Messenger RNA from Ricinus communis (castor bean), 2863 nucleotides. Its product is annotated as pentatricopeptide repeat-containing protein At1g79490, mitochondrial. The record is from RefSeq and is a predicted model, not a curated record. Gene Ontology annotation, molecular function: protein binding. Lineage: Eukaryota; Viridiplantae; Streptophyta; Magnoliopsida; Malpighiales; Euphorbiaceae. The coding region runs from base 131 to 2656 and encodes 841 amino acids. The transcript has a single exon.
CAUUGUUUGAGGGGGACAAAGCGGCAAUCCUUUCUGCCGUAUCACUUCUCCAAAAGCCCUCUUCUUCUUCUUGCGAACUUAGCUUCAGGAUUUCUGGUAAGCAUUUCAACCUAAUUUUAUAUUUAAUUCAAUGUUUUAUCGCGGUAGGUUAUGCCCUCCACAUCUUUAUAAACUUGCUAAGAACCCUGGUUACAAACCUUAUUUUCAUGCUUCCAUUUCACAAAACUCUAGUUUCCGCACAAAUGGAGUAAUUGACACUUGGUUUCAAUUCAAUUCCCCGAGAUCUAUACUGGGUCUCCAUUUGUUUCCCUCAAUUUUUUCCCUAUCUAAAAACCCUAACUUUCUCUUUCACACUAAAUAUGCCACUGACAUACCUUAUUGUAGUAAAGACUCUUACUUUGCGAGAAAUUACUGUUCUGGGAAUAUUAAUGAAGGUGGGUCUGCUAAGUGGACUGAGGAUAUAGAGUAUCUAGAUGAGUCUGGAAGUGUGAUUUAUAGUGGUAAAGGUAUUCGGUCAGUCGAGCCGGGGCUCGAUGACCAUGUGAUGGUUGGUGGGCUAAAGAAACCAUUUUUGAAUGUUGCUGCAGUUGCUAAGAUUGUUGAGAUUGUAAAGAGGUGGAAAUGGGGGCCAGAAUUAGAGACCCAAUUGGAUAAGUUACAAUUUGUACCUAGCAUGACUCAUGUUGUUCAAGCUUUGAAAAUUAUUAAUGAUGCUGAUGGGAUGUUGAGUUUGUUUAAAUGGGCAAAGAGGCAAACUUGGUAUGUAGUGGAUGAUGAAUGCUAUGCGCUGUUGUUUGAUGGAUUGAAUAAAAUUAGAGAUUUUGAUGGAAUUCAAUCCUUGUUUGAUGAAAUGGUACAAGAUUCAAGUAAGGGUGGGAUAUCUUCUGUUUAUGCAUAUAAUAGGGUGAUUCAACAUUUGGCUAAAGCAGAGAAGUUGGAGUUAUCAUUUUGCUGCUUUAAGAAGGUUCAGGAUUCGGGCUGUAAAAUUGAUACACAAACAUAUAAUGCACUUAUAACAUCAUUUUUGAAUAAGGGCUUGCCUUAUAAAGCUUUUGAGAUAUACGAGAGCAUGCAAGCAGCACAAUGUUCAUUGGAUGCCUCCACAUAUGAGUUGAUGAUACCAAGCUUGGCAAAGUCAGGUCGUCUAGAUGUGGCUUUUAAGCUUUUCCAAGAGAUGAAAGAAAGGAAAAUCCGGCCAAGCUUUGGCAUUUUUUCCUCACUUGUUGAUUCAAUGGGGAAAUCAGGGAGGUUGGACACAUCAAUGAAAAUUUAUAUGGAAAUGCAGGGUUUUGGACUUAGAUCAUCUGCAAGUAUGUAUGUUUCUUUGAUCGAGUCAUAUACUAAGGCUGGGAAGUUAGAUACUGCUCUUAGGCUUUGGGAUGAGAUGAAGAAAGCUGGAUUUAGGCCAAAUUAUGGGUUGUAUACAUUAAUUAUUGAAUCCCAUGCAAAGUCAGGAAAGCUUGAUAUUGCAACAUCUAUCUUCAAAGAUAUGGACAAGGCUGGAUUUCUGCCCACCCCAUCUACAUAUUCAUGUCUUCUUGAAAUGCAUGCUGCCUCUGGACAAGUAGAUUCUGCAAUGAAGCUAUAUAACUCAAUGACUAAUGCCGGUUUGAAACCUGGUUUGAGUACGUACACUGCCCUUUUAACUCUUCUGGCUAGUAAGAAGCUUGUAGAUGUGGCUGCCAAAAUAUUACUUGAAAUGAAGGCCAUGGGAUUUUCUGUUGAUGUGAGUGCCAGUGAUGUUUUAAUGGUAUACAUUAAGGAUGGUUCUGUUGACCUUGCCUUGAGGUGGCUAAGUUUCAUGGGCUCAUCCGGAAUUAGAACAAAUAAUUUCAUAAUUAGGCAGUUGUUUGAGUCUUGCAUGAAGAAAGGUUUAUACGAAUCAGCCAAGCCUCUCCUUGAGACCUAUGUGAACUCUGCUGCUAAAGUGGAUCUCAUACUUUAUACAUCAAUUCUUGCCAAUCUUGUCCGAUGCCAAGAAGAGCAGCAUGAGAGGCAUUUGAUGUCAAUCCUUGGCGCUACAAGACAUAAGGCACAUGCUUUUAUGUGUGGGCUUUUCACUGGUCCAGAGCAGAGACAGCAACCAGUGUUAUUCUUUGUAAGAGAGUUCUUUCAGGGCAUAGAUUAUGAUUUGGAAGAGGGUGCUGCAAAGUACUUUGUAAAUGUUUUGCUCAAUUACCUUGUUCUUAUGGGGCAAAUAAACCGAGCUCGAUGUGUUUGGAAGGUUGCGUACGAGAACAAGCUUUUCCCAAAGGCUAUAGUAUUUGAUCAGCAUAUUGCUUGGUCCCUUGAUGUCAGGAACCUGUCGGUAGGAGCUGCUCUUAUAGCAGUUGUGCACACUCUCCAUAGGUUCAGAAAGCGCAUGUUAUAUUAUGGUGUCGUACCAAGACGCAUUAAAUUGGUUACAGGACCCACACUGAAGAUUGUGGUUGCGCAGAUGUUGAGCUCAGUAGAGUCCCCAUUUGAGGUAAGCAAGGUGGUUCUAAGAGCCCCAGGGGACUCUGUUAUGGAGUGGUUUAAGAAACCUAUUGUGCAGCAGUUUCUUCUGAAUGAGAUUCCUUCAAGGGCUGAUAUACUCAUGCAUAAGCUAAACACACUGUUUCCUAGUUCUGCACCUGAAAUCAGAUCACUGGCUCCUAAUAAACCACUCAUUUGAGGGAAGGCUGUUUAACUGUUUACGAUAGUUGAGAUCAGUUACAGUUGAUGUAAUUAUAGUUCUGAAAUGAAUUCUUAUGUUAUCAAGUAUUUUGAGCAUGGUCCUGAACUGAAGGUACAUGUACAAGGAAAGUGGAAGAUGAGAUGUACAAAUUCAAUGGAUUAUUUAAUUUAAUAUAUUCAGGCAUGCAGGUGCAGAUUCAAGCUA